AUGAGAAGGAGAGUCAAAACCGCCGUCUCUAAAGGCUACUGUGCAUUUGUUGAUGCUGAGCAUGCACUUGAUAAGACACUUGCAGAUUCAAUUGGUGUAAAUACUAAGAACUUGCUUCUUUCACAACCUGAUUGUGGUGAACAAGCACUUGGCCUUGUGGAUACCUUAAUCCGGAGUGGUUCGGUUGAUGUAAUUGUUGUUGACAGUGUGGCUGCUCUUGUGCCUAAAGGUGAACUUGAUGGUGAGAUGGGUGAUGCUCACAUGGCAAUGCAGGCUAGGUUGAUGAGUCAGGCUCUUCGGAAAUUGUGCCACUCUUUGUCUCUUUCCCAGUGUAUAUUGAUUUUUAUAAACCAGGUGAGGUCUAAGAUUUCUACUUUUGGAGGAUUUGGUGGUCCCACUGAAGUUACAUGUGGUGGUAAUGCACUGAAGUUCUAUGCUUCUGUGCGGCUAAAUAUCAAAAGAAUUGGGUUUGUCAAGAAGGGUGAAGAGACUCUGGGAAGCCAGGUUCUUGUCAAGGUUGUGAAGAACAAGCAUGCCCCUCCAUUUAAAACGGCACAGUUUGAGCUUGAGUUUGGCAAGGGUAUAAGUAGAGAAGCAGAGGUUAUAGAGUUGAGCAUAAAAUACAAACUCAUAAGGAAGAGUGGUUCCUUUUAUGAAUACAAUGGCCAGAAUUUCCAUGGCAAGGAUGCUCUAAAGAGGUUUCUGGUGGACAGCGACAGUGUACAAGAAUUAGCAACAAAGCUCAGGGAGAAGAUUCUUAAUACGGCGCCGGAAGUUGACCCCGAGGAACAGGUGAUGAUCGAAGACGUUAUGGAAGAAAUGGUAUCUCUUGAUUCUACUGAUGAAACUGCUUCUGAUGCUGCUGCUGUUGUAGAAGCAUAAAUUUGCUAAUAACCUUAAAAUAUAGGGUACUGCAGUUUCCCUGCUUCAAAAAGAAAACUCUACUCACAGGGCUGUCACAGAUGAAGAUGGCUCUAACAAGGUGAGAAGGAUGCCACAUGGUUCCUAGUUUGGAACAAAUUUUCCUCCUUGUGAGCACAAGGCACAUUGCCUUUGUAAAUUGAAAUUUUUGGUCAUUUUAUGCGAGCCACGAGUCCUGUUGUGCAUCUAAGUUUUGUGACUGAUGAGGAAUCAAGGGCCCUCUAGGCUCAUCAAUACUUCAGUCAUUAUAUGAUUCUGUGUGUAUAUGUAUUCCUUGUAAGAAUUUUGCAUGAAUCAACACUAUUAGAUGAAUAUCUUGCA
Vigna umbellata (rice bean) is the source of this 1242-nucleotide messenger RNA. Lineage: Eukaryota; Viridiplantae; Streptophyta; Magnoliopsida; Fabales; Fabaceae. The record is from RefSeq and is a predicted model, not a curated record.